Molecule: messenger RNA, 258 nt
Organism: Symbiodinium necroappetens
Lineage: Eukaryota; Dinophyceae; Suessiales; Symbiodiniaceae
Source: the annotation of a GenBank genome assembly
AUGCGAUGGAAGAAUGCGCGGCACCAGGCGUUGCAGAAGCGGCUCGAUAGCAACAUGCACAAGUGGAUCCUCGAGGGCAUCGAAUGCUGGGAUCAGAAGCGAGCAAUGGAGGGCAAGCAAAAAGACAGCAGUGAUGCCGAUCUGGUCUACGAGCAUUUAACGAAGCGAGCUGUUCAUGAUGGCGGAAAGCUGCCUUCUCAAAUUCCGGUCAUCCGGAAGAUGAGAUAUUCGUACAGUUUGCCUCCCGCUCAGAGUUGA